This is a messenger RNA of Umbelopsis ramanniana AG, 712 nucleotides long. RefSeq lists its product as uncharacterized. Lineage: Eukaryota; Fungi; Mucoromycota; Umbelopsidomycetes; Umbelopsidales; Umbelopsidaceae. The record is from RefSeq and is a predicted model, not a curated record. The transcript has 4 exons. The coding region runs from base 133 to 513 and encodes 126 amino acids.
CAUAAACUACACCUUGCUGCAAGAUGAUGAUCAACUCCGCUGAAGAAGCGAACGCGAGACUGCCAAUCCUUAAUUUUCAUAGACAAAUUGGGCAAAACAGAAGUCGACUUUUCGAGAUCUAAUGCGAAAGACAUGAAUAUCGCACCGGCAUGGAAACACUUUCACAAAUUGAGGCCUGGACUGGGCUAUGAUAUACCGUUUAAGACUCGCGCACUGUAUAGAUGCCUUUUACGAGAAUCUGCAAAGUUCGAAGAACAAGAAGUACGAAUGUUUUUACGCAAUACCAUUUCUGAAAGAUUUCACUACCACCACCGUGAGACAUCGAUUGAUCGUUCCUUGAAGGCUAUACAUGAAGCUGAGAAAUCUUUGAUUAUUAUUCGCGAAGCUUUGGCUGGAGACUCUCGUUAUUACAAUAAACUUGUAGAUCUGGGUAUGGGACGCAUUGGCCCUCUGGCCUUUGUUAGAAACAAAAUCAAACGAAUAAGCAAUGUAUGUUUUGCAAUGGUACUGUGAUCGUUUCUGAAAUUUUCAUACUUAAAUACAACACAUAUAGCCAUCUAAGCGAUAUGCAGCUUCAUUGGAUAUACGGCCGCAAUCGGGAAAACAUCGCGACUCCGCAACCCGCUUCCCUAUGCCAAGUCACGUUAUGGAUAUCACGCCUCCCAAACCAAAGCAACUGAAGGCAGCAAAAAUCCGACCUCGCAAACCGUUU